This is a messenger RNA of Amoebophrya sp. A120, 589 nucleotides long. Lineage: Eukaryota; Dinophyceae; Syndiniales; Amoebophryaceae. The record is from the annotation of a GenBank genome assembly.
CGGCAGACGCGCUGCGGUGCUCCUCCACGAGUCACGGUCGUUUCCUAAAAUGGGACGGACUGCAACAGGGGUCUCUGCUGGCAUGGUGCCACCAUUAGAGCUGGGUGAAGGUACUUCUGAGGCCCCAACAGGCUGAGCAUGACAAGGCGCUGACCGCCGCCGGAAGUUUGAAUAUGGAGUAUCGUUUGUGCUGGAGGUUGUUUACAUGUUGCGAUUUGACUGCGUGGCAAGCCCAGGGCAGUGGAUGGGGAAGACCCGGCCGAAUACCUUCACCUUCACGUCAACCGAAAUAACUCUCGUUGUGGGCCCCAAAGUAAGGCGCAACUUGUUUUUUUGAGCGUUAAUAAUAGUCCAGCGAAGACAGUCAGUUUUUUUUCCGUUUUUUGCCUGAAGAUGAUGUUUAGAGUGAUGGUAAUUUUUUGCAAUGUCAGCAAGUAUUUUUUCCGUUUAACCACCAAGUUCGAGCUUGAGACAAGACACAACUUCUUCCCACUCUCAUUUUUAAGUUUCUGCUUCCUCGAGGUGGAGCCUCGGUUUUCUUUAUCGUUUCCUCGACUUUCGAGAGAAGAUGUUUUUUCGAAUGAUCCCU